Ornithorhynchus anatinus (platypus) is the source of this 2004-nucleotide messenger RNA. It is a transcript of the gene PXDC1, whose product is annotated as PX domain containing 1. NCBI's taxonomy places the organism in Eukaryota, Metazoa, Chordata, Mammalia, Monotremata, Ornithorhynchidae. The transcript has 5 exons. The coding region runs from base 50 to 745 and encodes 231 amino acids. Gene Ontology annotation, molecular function: phosphatidylinositol binding. The record is from RefSeq and is a predicted model, not a curated record.
GCGCGGGGGGCGCGGGGGCCGGGCCGGGGCAUGUGCGGGCCGCGCGGGCAUGGCGUCGGCCGUGUUUGAGGGCACCUCCCUGGUGAACAUGUUCGUGCGGGACUGCUGGGUGAACGGCACCCGGCGGCUCAUCGUCAACGGCCGGGGCGACGAGGAGGAGUUCUUCGAGAUCCGCACCGAGUGGUCGGACCGCAGCGUCCUCUACCUGCACCGCAGCCAGGCGGACCUGGGCCGCCUCCUCCGCCGCCUCCGGGACUCCUUCCCCGACGACCGGCCCCAGCCGGCCCGCUCCCCGCUGCUUCGAGGGCUAAUUGCCAUCAAGGAUGCUCACGAUAUAGAAGCUAGGCUUAAUGAAGUGGAGAAGCUCCUCAAGACUAUUAUAAGCAUGCCAUGGAAAUAUUCCAGGUCAGAAGUUGUCCUUACCUUCUUUGAAAGAUCUCCUCUCGAUCAAGUAUUAAAAAACGAUAACGUUCACAAAAUUCAACCAAGUUUUCAAAGUCCCAUCAAAAUCUCAGAAAUCAUGCGGUCUAAUGGAUUCUGUUUAGCUAAUACGGAAACAAUUGUGAUUGACCACAGUAUUCCAAACGGGAAAGACAAGCACUUGGAUGCAGAGUCGACGGAACACUUGUUUGAGAAUGGCAGUGAGUUUACCUCAGAGCUGGAGGACAGCGAUGACCCAGCAGCUUACGUCACCAAUCUGUCCUACUACCAUCUCGUCCCCUUUGAGACAGAUAUUUUGGACUGAGGCCACUGGGGUCGCCAUCCAGCCUGCGGCCAAGCCUUUCCGGACGGGUUCUGCCUCAGUCCCACAGCUUCCAAUUCUACUGACACCAGCUUUGAAUCCAGUGUUGGGGCUUAGCCCUUCCUUGGGAUUCAGAACGCAUCUUAUGGUACCAGUCGCUUCGAAGACAAUGAAACAGAGAGGCUCACUUCCAUUUCAGCAUAUUCUUCAGGCCUAGGGGAAGUACCAUAAUAACCACGGCAAUCACAGACUGCAGCCUGCUAUUUUCAUAAUGAUAUCUGAACACCCACUGGGUGGAGCGGCUGUACUAAGCGCUUGGGAAAGUACAACGGAAAGAAGAGACACAUUCCCUGUCCGCAAGGAGCUUAACACUCUAAUGAGGGUGAUGGACAUAACGAAUAUUUACAAUGGCUUCCAUAUUGCCACUCGGUGAACUGUACCUUCACCCCACCCGAGCAGCUGCUGCUUCUUCCCCAGUGUGCUAGGUAUCACAGGAACCUGCAGGAAACACCCACACUGCCUCCAUUCAUCUACAUUAAGCGUCUUUCUCUUUCCCAAUUCCUCCAAUUUCUGACAGGAGGAACGGUCUGCCCCUUGAAUGACUCUGGUCAAGUGUUCAGGGAAUUUGAAGAUAGAUUCCGACCAACUUUCAGAUUCUGGAGAUUCAAAGGGAAAAGGAAUUCAUCCAAUCAUCAGUGGCUUCAGGAUUUUCCUGGGAACCAAGUUAUUUUUUUUUUCCAGUUUGGAUGCAUUUAAGCUUUGUUACCACCUGAUAGCAGGAUACAGAAGGAUAGUCAACCCAUGGGAUGUCUUUUCUAGAGGAGAAAAGGAGUUGGCAUAUAAGAUUGGACCAAGAGCAAGUCAGACCAGAAAACAAAAUUCCAUUCCAGGCUAACAGCAUCUGAUCAGCCCCUCCACAUGAGGAAUAAUGACUUAUUGAACUCCCACUGAGCAGUCUGCUGUUUGUCAAGUAUUUCAAUCAACUAAUUGCCAUAAUUAAUCUGAAAGGAGGGAAACAGGAGAGUGUCUUGAGCAGGUUGCCUGCGUGUUAAUGGUGCUUUUGACUGGGAGACUAUUCUAGUGUUCAUCCCUCUCUAUAAGCCUUUCAUUGUUCAGUGUGUACUAACCACAAGUAUUUGCUCGUGUAAAUAAUGAGAGUAAAUUAUUGAAUCCUAAUUCUUUUACACAACUGUUUUAAAAUCUAUUUUAAUGAAAUGUAUUACUCUCCUAAAAUAUAUUUAAGAUACUGCAGUUUAAAGACA